Messenger RNA from Teleopsis dalmanni, 3954 nucleotides. Its product is annotated as zinc finger CCCH domain-containing protein 13-like. The transcript is spliced from 8 exons. The record is from RefSeq and is a predicted model, not a curated record. Bases 955 to 3876 code for a protein of 973 amino acids. Lineage: Eukaryota; Metazoa; Arthropoda; Insecta; Diptera; Diopsidae.
CAACAAAAUUGGCUGUUAUUGUCGGCGAUGCCAAUAAGCAGCAACGGCCACAAAACCAAUAAUAACAACAACACGAGUAACAAACCACGAAUUAGCAAAAGAAACGCGCUAAGAAAAAAGCAAAACAAAAACAACAACAACUCAGUGUGCAGACAAGUGAUUUGCGGUGAAGUCGCUGUUAACGUCUUUUUGAGCGUCUUUAACGUCAGCUAGCGUCGCAGCAGUCAAAAUCGAGUUUCUGUUUUAAGUUUAACGUUUUUUCAAAUUUAGUUUCUUCGUGUUUGUCGUCGUUGAUGGUUGUCGAUAGCGGAUGUUUUUGUUUUUAUUUUCGUUUCGUUUCGUUUCUUUUGUGUUCGUUUUGAUUUGUGUGCAAAGUGCAACGAAAGUUGUUAAAGCAACAACUUGAAGCAAAAAAAAGGAAAAAACAGAAAAAUCUUAAAGCUGUAAAGUGCGCACUUUUACAGAUUUUCUUACAAGACAAGACAAGGCAAGACAAGACAAGCCAAGACCAAGACAGGUUAAAGGAAAACAUUUCUAAUUGGAUUUGUCAAUAAGUGAAAAAAAUUGUUACAUUUCUUUUAUUGCUUAACGAAUUCAUGGAAAGCGGAAAUUUUUCCUCAUAAAGUGACGGAACUCGUUUCUUAUCAAGACUUUUGGAAUUUAUACUUUAUUAUUGAUAUUUUUGUGUUGGCGACUCCGUACAAUAAUCGUACCGUAUUCUGUAUCCCAAAGUUGUUGAUUUCAAAUUUGCAUAUUAAACGGUUUACAAUAACAUCAUUCAUGCUGUUAAAUUUGCUAUUGAUCUUGACACGAAUGUAAGCCGUUAAGCAGAACUUCAGAUUCAACUGAUUCAACUGAUUUUGUGCAACUAAGAGGGAAAUAAUAUAAACAAAACUCCAGAGAUUAAGCUGCAGUUACUGAUUAUCUGAUAAUUAAAAGUUUCGUGCCUUAAAAAUGGCGCUACGUCUGCGUCGCGACGUACAGAAGGCGUCAUAUUAUGUUUGGUUUUUGGGUGCUGAAGAAGCAAAAGGUUUACGCGGCGCUCGCGUUAUCAAUUCUGUCUUACCCUAUUUGAUCGAUAGGUCACGCAGUCAGGAACCAUUAAAAGUGACGUUGCAAGUCUCACAUAAAGGCAUCAAAAUCUUACAAGGUUCCUCGAAACAUUUCAUACCACAUAGUGCCAUAACUAGUUCCGUGCAAACGGAUGAUAUAGUCGCUUGCGUAUUGUUAUUAUACAAUCCCGCGACCAAAUGUCCACUGCAUGUGCAUGCUUAUCGUUGCGAUUCUGAGUCCACAGCGGAGGCUCUACAUCAGCAACUGCAAAUUCUUAUAAAUAGACCAGAAAAUCAAAAGCGUUUUGAGGAACUAGAAACUAGAUUGGGCAUACUGCCACCUUUACCUUUGUCCAGCAAUAAAUUAACCGCUUCUAACAACAACAACGAACACAGCCAGAAGCAAGUCUUUCAGUCACAACACCAACAACAACGGCAGCAAACACAACAACAGCGUCGGCAUGAAACAUCACCUAAACGUUUUAGUUCAUCACUUGGCAGUGACAACAGUACACGUGAAUCCGAAUAUAGCGAGGAACAUAGCAGCGGCUCACCAAUAUCACGCUCACCACCAAUCGUUAAACCAUUACCACAACCGACCAAUGAACUAUUUGAUUCAUUAGCUGCCGAGCUGCGUGCUAAAUUAAAUGGCAAUGGUCCUCCGUUGUUAUUGCCCCCACGUGAUUAUGAUACCGUACAUCGCUCUAAGGGGAAUCUAACAGCAAUUGAAUUGCGUCGUUGUCGGAAUGCAUUGAUUGUGGGCGGUCCGACAGUUAAUUCUCCAACAGCGCAAACUGCAGCUACAAAUGGCAAACAAGUAUCAUCACGUGGUUCAUCUGGCAUCGGUUCUGAUUUAGCACCUAGCCCAGAGCGUCAAGAACUAAAUAGUUCAAGUGAUGAUGAACACUGGUCAAAUGAAGCAGAUAACUCUGUUAUUGCUUUGAAACCUUCACAAAUACCUGUUGAACGUUCUAUACCAAUUAUACCACAUCAUCCACUACUGAAUCGUAAAAGUGCUAUACAACCUCCGGAGGAUAGUUAUUUACGCGACUUACCAGCUAAACCAUACGCGCCUCGUUCAACUACAAAUAACAACAACAGUAAUAACAACAAUCGCGACAAAAUAGUCUCAAACCGAAUAAUUAAUGAACGUGAACAACGUUCAAAGACUCCUUCAUCUACUUCUUGGUCUAAGGAGGAUGAAAUUAAGCCCAUCAUCAUGCGUCCUGCUGAUUACGAUGCAAAAUUUAAUCGUGUCAUGCAAGCCGAACAAAAGCCCGAACAUAAUCGCCGUCACGACGCAACCCCAAGGGAACAUGCUAAGUUGCAUGAUACUGAUAAAUAUAACGAAAUUAAUCGCUUGCUGAAUAAAAAAUUGUCUUUAGAGCAACGACCCAAACAUAAAAGUAAUGAAGUUGAAGAUUUCGAUGAUUCUGAUCCUUCAAUUGAUCAAGUACCGCCACAUGCACCAUCUAGUUAUCGCAAGGAAAAUCUAACAGAUAAGCAGAAAUUUUUGGAAUACAAUUCUAAAAAGCAAACUAAAUCGUAUGCCGCAGAGGAGGUACAAAGAUAUGGUGGUCGCCAUAGAUAUGUUGAUCCAGCUGAUUUACCAUUUGAUCAACCAACACAUAACAAAUAUGCUGCUGUACAUCACACCACUCACUCACCAGAACGUGCACCGGUUGAACCUGAACAUCGAAAUAUCUCACGCGAAAAAGAACGCUACAGAGAACGUGAGCGCGAACGUGAACGAGAUAAUGAACGCGGACGCGAUCGAGAACGAGAUCGUGAACGUGAACGAGAGCAUUUCUCACGCAGUAACGAACGCAAUCCCUAUCGCGAACCAGAAAGCAUACCUUACAUACAAAGCAUGGAAAAAAUGAUGAAAUCCUCCGCUAUGCGUUAUAAAUCAUUCGAAGGAGUUUCUGAAUCUGUCCCUUCAACUAAAGAAGAAGCACACACAAAAGUAAGCCAACGUAGCAAGUCAUAUCCAAAGAACGAUGAUGACAAGAUAGAAUAUAAUAGAGGAAGAUCAGAGUAUGCAGCAUCUGCAAGCAGUAAUGUUUCACCAAAAGAACGAUUUAAGGAUGCAAAAGAUAAGUUUCGCGCAAUGGAACGUAAUGGGAGCAGAUAUGAUUUAGCAGAUGAACAUGACGGUUCAGAGUACAAAUCACGUCGACAUGGUUCAAGAGAACGGUCUGAUAAAAUACGUACUUAUGACAAUUGGAGUGAUGAUGAAUAUUUAGAUGAUGCACCACCAGCACCGGUUAGUAGAUCACGUAGUCAAUGGGAACAUCAAAGUAGUAAAUCUCGUGAUCGAACAGAUUUUGCACGCGAAAAUUCUAGAGAACACAUAAGAGAACGCGAACGUGAUACACGAGAUCAUAGAGAUUAUGGUCGCGAUAAUCGGCAGCGAGAGCCUUCUAGCAAGCGUUCUGACCCAAAAGACAUACGUGAAUAUCCAAGAGAACCAUAUCGUGAACAUCGUUACGAACAACGCAGUACGCCACGAGAUGCUGCACCCAUACGAGAACACAAAAGGGACUCAUCACGCGAAUAUAUUAGGGAGCAUGUCAAACGCGAUUACUCUCCAGAUGCUCGUUCUGAUCAUCGUUCAGAUUAUACUGUUCGUUCAAAUGAAAAACAACGUUUAGCACACCCACAUUCCGAAAAAUAUCCAUCUUCGCCGCCAAGCAAUGGAGCGCCUAUUUCAAAUGGUAAAAAUCUUUCUAAUCUUAAUAAAGGUUAUCGUCACAGUUAUGCAGAACCUGUUUUCGCUCGUUCAGGCGGUCGAGUGGGUUUGGCUGCUGUUAAUCCCUAUUGAAUAUAGGUGCAGAAUUUAAAUGGAAAACCUUUAUUAUACAAUAAGUUUAUAAAAUAUAAUACUAAUCACUUAAAUGUU